Ilyonectria robusta is the source of this 897-nucleotide messenger RNA. RefSeq lists its product as uncharacterized. The coding region runs from base 1 to 897 and encodes 298 amino acids. The transcript has 2 exons. NCBI's taxonomy places the organism in Eukaryota, Fungi, Ascomycota, Sordariomycetes, Hypocreales, Nectriaceae. The record is from RefSeq and is a predicted model, not a curated record.
AUGUCUACCUCUUCGCCACCCAUUACCACCCAGUCUCCCCAAGCCGCUACGACACACUCUCCAUCGCCAGCCCAGGCCCAACCCAGACAACCGUCACCCACUUUUGUCAAUCAUUCAAAAACAUGGCUCUCCUCCCAUGUUGAAGUGGCUGGAUUGUCCAUUGCUCUUGUUGCCUUGAUCAUGGCAAUCAUCUGUGUCUUUCCGGCAUUCACGAGUCAACAUCUUUCCGAGAAAGCCCUUGCUAUUGCGGAGUGGACGGCACUCAAGGACUUCAGGGAGCAAUGCAUCGAACAUUCGACAAACGGCUCGCCGUCUCCAGACUGUGAGGAAGCCAUAAAUAAGCCACUGCCUCGACCCCCACCCAUGGAGAUAGCUCCGCUACCCCACACUCACUCUAUUCCUAAGCGAGGGUUCAGCGACUCUUCAGUCGAUGUCGCUACGACUGGCAUUGGCUUCUUUAUGUCCCGAAUCAAUGUUGCACUACUGGUCCUCGGUCUGUGUCUGAUGCCUGUAGCCGUCUUCGUCCUCAAAAGUCGCAAGAAAAUAUCCAGUCACAUUUUGCCCUCCCACUCGAAGGAACAGUGGAUCAUUCAGCAUCCCAAUGUCUCAUCAGAUCCAACCAUAUCGAGAAGCUACUUCGACAACCAUGCGUCUACUUUCAUACACUCCCCACGACAAUCCCCUUUUCUGCCCCUGCACAACGACGGCGUCACGACCAGCAGCCACUCGUCAGAUACAAGCACUCAUCUUCGACAUCGAGAAAUACAAGAAAGAACAGCACCAAGUGGUGGGGAAUUCACGCGUCGUUCUUAUACCUAUGACCCUGCACCAUACGAACCCUUUGAUACUUACAGCUGCACUGCGUCCUCAAUGAUAGAUAUUAACGACGUGGUGUAA